Messenger RNA from Prunus armeniaca (apricot), 303 nucleotides. The record is from the annotation of a GenBank genome assembly. Lineage: Eukaryota; Viridiplantae; Streptophyta; Magnoliopsida; Rosales; Rosaceae.
AUGAGUAACACAAAAUGUGGUUCAUACGAAAUACCAGCCUCCAAAAUAGGUAGCUGCUUUUCCUCCUCUAGAAACCGUGAGAAAUGGACAAGGGGCAAAGGGAAAGGGAAAUGGAAACAGACAAUUCAAACCAAUAAUAACUCCAAUCAUGCCAGUAAUGGUAACUAUGACAGGGAUGGUAUAACUGAAGAACAAAGCCCAUCUGCUCCUGUGAAUCUACUUGAGGAUUCUAAAGAGGAGAUGGAAGAAAGAAUUCCUCGUAUGGGACAUGCUAAUCUCAUCAUACCGAAUAAUGAUGACUGA